AUGCCCGCCCGUCCACCAGCACAAAAGAAGAGACGCACCAUCGUCGACAGCUCGGACGAGUCACAGCCCGCUCCAGCUCCCGCUCCCGCCUCUGCUCCUCGCGAAACUCGCGCCUCAAAGCCAAGGGCAGCUACCCGUCGCUCCACCACCACCACCACCGACACCGCCAGCACCACCACCACCACCGACACCGCCGCCGCCGCGAAACCACAACCCGCGAAAACGAAACCCGCGAAAGUAACACCCCCACCUCGGAAUCCUGUGAAACCGAAAGCCAAGAAACUCACGGGCCAGUACAAAUCGCUACACAGAUUCUUCGGCGUUCCGCAGGGAGGAGGGUUUCCUGCCGCCACCCCUGCGGCGCCGGAUGCAUCGAGUCGGCAGUACACGCCUACUGCAUCGCAGCAUGAAGAUGCCGAUGAUCUGAUCGAGGAUAUUUCGGAAGAUGAUGAGGUGGUGCUGGUGCCAACGAGGCGGCGGACGGGAACGAAGGAUGGAUCGCUGGAGAAGCACCUUGUUGUGAGUAAACCUGGGGUUACCAAGGGUUUCGGACAUUUACUGGGGAUUAAGGCCCCACCUACGAAGCAAGAAGCUCGAACGACUACUGCCGCGGGGGUGAUAAAAGCAGAUAGACAUAAGGCGGCGACCACUGCACCUGGAUUACUGCCGCCGGAAGAUACACGCACAUGGCCAGAGAGGUUUGCGCCCACAUCGGUGGAAGGGCUGGCAUUGAAUAGAACCAAAGUGAAAGAGGUUCGGAUGUGGCUGGACUCUGUUUUCGAGGGGGGGAACCGGCAACGCGUGUGUGUCUUCCGUGGCUCGGCGGGGACGGGGAAGACGGCUACGUUAAAUGCGUUGGCGAAGGAGAUGGGGAUUGAAAUUCUAGAGUGGAGGAAUCCGAGCAGUGGAGCAAGGGGCGAGGAGUAUGGUGAGGACGGUGCGUUCUCGGCGGGCUUGAGCGGUCUCUUUGAGGAAUUCGUGGGGAGAGCGGGAACGUUUGGAUGCUUGGACUUGAUCUCGUCGAGUGGGAAACCAGUAUCGACGCAGUCAUCACAGCCGUCAGCGGGGGAUGAUCGGAAGAAGAAACUUAUCCUGAUUGAGGAUUUCCCCAACACUCUAUUUACAUCUUCGCCAGCGCCAUUGCAGUCUUUCCGACAUACGAUCAAAUCAUUUCUAGCAUUACCACCUCCCCCGGCCGAGGCACCACCGAUACCGCCGUUAAUCUUGAUCAUCACAGAGACCGCGAGCAUAACAGGGCCAAACUCAUUUACUGCGCAUAGACUAUUAUCACCAGAGAUCCUCCUCAAUCCCUUGGUGAAAGAGAUCGCCUUCAACAAGAUUGCACCAACAUUCAUGUACCGGGCCCUCACUGCCAUCAUUGCUCGGGAGUCUCGGCUGUCGGGGCGGAAAUUCGGCCCCAGCAAAGCUGUUCUGAGCACGUUGUCGACUAGUGGUGACAUCCGUAGUGCAGUGAUGGGCCUCGAGUUCCUGGCUAUGAACGGUGAUCUCCCUGGUAUGGGCUUCACGAUGCCCCUGACGCAAGCGAGGAAGCGCAAAAAGACAGAAGAGCAACCACUCGAUGAUGACGAACGAAAGAUCCUUGAAGCGGUGACCCAACGUGAGAGCAGCUUUGGUAUCUUCCACGCCGUUGGCAAGAUAGUCUACGACAAACGGUACGGCGAUGACCUCGGGGAUCCAUACGUACCGCAACAACCUCGUCCUCCCCUCCUAACACUCCCCUAUCACCCUCGUGCCCCGCGCAUCAACUUUGAAACGUUCAUCGAUGAUACCGGCACGGAUCCGCAAACCUUUAUCGCCGGCAUCCACGAGAACUUCCUCCUCUCGUGCAAUCCCCGUGGCCUCAGCUGCCUCCCCACCAGCGACGAAGAUGUCCUCGACACAGCGAUUGCCUGCCUCGACUACCUCUCGGACAGCGACCUUCUCGCCUCCAAGGGGUUUGGCUACGACAACGAAUUCUCUGACAUCCGCUCGGACGAGAUAUCGUUCCACACAGCCGUCCGCGGCAUCAUGCUGUCACUCCCCAGCCCCGUUAAACGCUUUAUUGAACCGAAAGUCAGCGCGCAGAAAAUGUACUAUCCCACCGCGACACGUCUGUGGAGGGACCGACAAGAUGUCGGUGAUGUCGUGGAUUGGUAUGUAGGAAAGCAACGGGCGAUGGCACCUUGCAGCGGAGGAAAGAGGGAGGCGCUCGAAGAGCGGAUGCCGUUUCAGGCUCUGAUCGAGAGAAAGAGGCACUAUGGUCCUCGUGGAGGCAGUUUUCUAAGGCAGUCGCCGGAUCCGGCGACCAGCAAGGCCCUCGAGCGUGUCACGGUUUUCAAGGGCGUUAGACAGAGCGACGAGCCCAUGGAGGCGGAGGAGGCGGCCGAAGCCGAGCAGCCGCGCGGUGGCAGGUGGAAGAGGAAAGAAAAGAAGACCGUGACAUGGGCUGAGGAUUUGAUGGGGCCCGAGCUUGCAGAGAAGCUGGUGCUUAGCGAUGAUGAUAUCGAGGAGUUCUGA
Molecule: messenger RNA, 2517 nt
Organism: Tricharina praecox
Lineage: Eukaryota; Fungi; Ascomycota; Pezizomycetes; Pezizales; Pyronemataceae
Product: Rad17 cell cycle checkpoint protein-domain-containing protein
Exons: 1
Coding region: 1-2517 (838 amino acids)
Biological process (GO): mitotic DNA replication checkpoint signaling; DNA repair; DNA damage checkpoint signaling
Molecular function (GO): chromatin binding
Source: RefSeq, a predicted model, not a curated record